UGUAGAGGUCACUGAUUUGUUUUGUAUCGAAUGCGUAUCAUCUGUGUCACCGUUCGUGGUGUUCGGUUAUUUUAUAAAAGAUAUUUCAAUAAGUUUUUCAUCUGAACUUGGAUUAAUUGACUUCAAUAUCCAGUGAUCUUGAUCAGGAUGAAUUUGGCAAGCAAUAUUUGUAGGUUGAGUUGUACUAGAACAAAUAAUCUGUACAAAUUUGGAGGUUACGUGAGUCGUAAUGUUACAACAAUUGAAUUCUAUAAAAUUAAUUGGAAAAGACCAGCAAGAGUGGGACCGACCAGUCCUACUAACAGCGGUGAUUUGGGAUUAGAUAUUUCUGUAAAACCAACAGACAUUCCACUGUACUAUGAUCGUUCAAAAGAAUUGGAGGACGCAAAUGAUUUUGUAAAGAAGAUGUUCUCUUUGGAGUUUCAUCCACGCAGAGAAGUUAGAAAUCUAAAGAGAGAAAAAAUAAUGGCACUGGUAAAGCGGCACGAGUUGGAUCGGGGUUCCACAGAAUCUGCCAUCGCGGCAAUGACAAGCGAGAUACUCUACAUUCAAGAAUACAUGAAGGAACAUCCGUACAAUAAGCAAACUAAACGUUUCUUAAAAGAGUUGGUCGAGCGAAGGAAGAAGUAUCUCAGACACCUGCGCAAGUGGGACUACAGACGAUUCGAAUGGGUUCUCGAGCGUUUGAAUCUUGUGUACAAACCGGAUCCAGCACAACUGGGUACGGUGAGCAGAAAGGAUUCGAUUAGACUAUUAACGCAGGAAUAUUGUGACAAACUCGUUCAAGAUAAACUAAAUGCGUACAAGGCCGAGUUGAAAGCUAAGCAGAAGGAAUUUUAUCGGGAGAAGGCUGAAAAGUUAGCGUUUAUCUUAAAGGAAGAGAGAGAAUGCGGUGUAGAACCGUCAGUCACGGAAGAAAAUAUUCAAAUUGCAAAAAGGAAAGCGGAAGAACUAUCUUAAUGUACAUAAAUAAAUAAGUUAAAUAAAUUUUAGU
Messenger RNA from Nomia melanderi (Alkali bee), 994 nucleotides. RefSeq names its product 28S ribosomal protein S15, mitochondrial (gene bonsai). NCBI's taxonomy places the organism in Eukaryota, Metazoa, Arthropoda, Insecta, Hymenoptera, Halictidae. Gene Ontology annotation, biological process: mitochondrial translation. The record is from RefSeq and is a predicted model, not a curated record. Gene Ontology annotation, molecular function: RNA binding; structural constituent of ribosome. Gene Ontology annotation, cellular component: mitochondrial small ribosomal subunit; ribosome.